Messenger RNA from Rhodamnia argentea, 2326 nucleotides. RefSeq names its product sterol 3-beta-glucosyltransferase UGT80A2. The record is from RefSeq and is a predicted model, not a curated record. The coding region runs from base 16 to 2016 and encodes 666 amino acids. The transcript is spliced from 15 exons. Gene Ontology annotation, molecular function: hexosyltransferase activity; UDP-glycosyltransferase activity. Lineage: Eukaryota; Viridiplantae; Streptophyta; Magnoliopsida; Myrtales; Myrtaceae. Gene Ontology annotation, biological process: carbohydrate metabolic process.
CUCCGACGACUCGUGAUGACGCUUCUCUGCAAAUCCAACACCACUCGCCCCACUCUCUCGUCCCCCUCAAACUCCUCCCGAACGUGCUCUCUCUCUCUCUCUCUGCGUGAAGAAUCUCCACUGGAUCUGGAGCAUCAGGAUCGAGCCGCGCCGGAAGUUGCUGCGGCGGCGAUGUCUGAAUCGCAGGAGGGCCGUCCGAGCUCUCUCCCCAGCUCCUCCGAAGUUCCGGUGACGAAAAACGGCGACGUCGGCGACGCGGGCAAGCAGCUGGACAAUGGAGAGGCGCCUGGCGCUACCGAGGCUUCCAGUGAUGGUGAAGGUGGCUUUCCAGGAUUUUCUCACAGGAUCAUGUCUAAAGUAAACACCUUACCCGUGGAAAGGUUAAAUACUGAAAGAGAGGAAUCAACUUCAAACCAGGUUAGGUUGGAAAGAGCGAAGACCGAGAAACCAAUGCCCCCUAAUAUACUUGCUGAAGAAGCAGCCCAAAUUUUUGAUGACAAAAUACCUGUGCAACAGAAGAUUCAAUUGUUGAGCAGACUAGCCACUGUGAAAGAUGAUGGAACUGUUGAGUUUGAAGUUCCAGUUGAUGUUGAAGCUAAAUCUCUUGAUGUUAGAGAUGCUUGCAAUGAAGUUGUUGAUAAUGAACCCGUUGAUGCCAUGGAUCUUCAGUGCAUACCGCCCUUGCAAAUUGUUAUGCUCAUUGUGGGUACUCGUGGGGAUGUGCAGCCUUUUGUUGCUAUUGGCAAACGCUUGCAGGACUAUGGCCAUCGUGUUAGAUUAGCGACCCAUGCCAACUUUAAAGAGUUUGUUUUAACUGCUGGGUUGGAGUUUUUCCCUUUAGGAGGAGAUCCGAAAGUUCUCGCUGGUUACAUGGUUAAAAACAAGGGCUUUUUGCCAUCAGGGCCUUCAGAGAUACCAAUCCAACGUAAUCAAAUAAAGGACAUUAUAUAUUCUUUACUUCCAGCUUGCAAGGAUCCAGAUAUUGAUUCUGGCAUUUCAUUCAAAGCAGAUGCCAUCAUUGCCAACCCCCCAGCGUAUGGACAUACUCAUGUGGCGGAAGCUUUAAAGAUACCACUUCAUAUAUUUUUUACUAUGCCAUGGACACCGACUACCGAAUUCCCACAUCCUCUAUCUCGCGUUAAGCAGCAAGCUGGAUACAGACUGUCCUACCAGAUUGUUGAUUCCUUGAUUUGGCUUGGCAUACGGGACAUGAUAAAUGAUGUUAGGAAGAAGAAGCUAAAGCUACGUCCUGUUACAUAUUUGAGUGGUUCACAAGGCUCUGAUACUGACGUGCCUUAUGGAUACAUAUGGAGCCCUCACCUCGUUCCCAAGCCAAAAGACUGGGGACCCAAAGUUGACGUGGUUGGGUUUUGUUUCCUUGAUCUCGCCUCAAACUAUCAACCUCCUGAGCCUCUAGUAAAGUGGCUCAAAGCUGGUGAAAAGCCUAUAUAUAUUGGGUUUGGUAGCCUACCUGUUCAAGAGCCUGAAAAGAUGACCCAGAUUAUUGUGCAAGCAUUGGAAGAAACUGGACAGAGGGGCAUCAUCAACAAAGGAUGGGGUGGUCUUGGAAACUUGCCAGAACCAAAGGACUUUAUAUACCUGCUGGACAACUGCCCUCAUGACUGGCUCUUUUUACAAUGCAAGGCUGUGGUGCAUCAUGGUGGUGCUGGAACAACAGCUGCUGGUCUAAAAGCUGCUUGCCCCACAACCAUUGUACCUUUCUUUGGCGAUCAACCUUUCUGGGGAGAACGAGUACAUGCCAGAGGUGUAGGUCCUCUGCCAAUACCGGUUGAUGAAUUCUCCUAUCGCAAAUUGGUUGAUGCGAUAAGGUUUAUGCUGGAACCCAAGGUGAAAGAGCGUGCAUUGGAGCUUGCCAAGGCCAUGGAGAACGAGGAUGGAGUGACUGGAGCGGUGAAAGCAUUCUUUAAGCAUCUGCCCCAUCGAACACCCGUUCAAGAGCCUGAGCAACCAGAAUCAAGUUUCCUCUCUUUUAGUAAAUGUUUCGGUUGUGCCUGAAUUGACGGCGGUCACUGUCUCAAAUGUGCUCACCUCCGGAUAUCGGCUUCUUAGCAGCAUUUGCACAAGAGUACGGUCUACCAAUGCCUUUUAGCAACGGAAAACUACUUGCCCAAAGUCAUGAAUUCAAUUUGUACAGAUCUAAGGCUCGAGUCCCUUUUGUUGUUGUAGUUAUUCUAUUUUCACUAUAGUAAACAUUCAGCCGGAGCAAACGGCAGUAGGAGCAAAUGGUUCUUGCAUUGUCAGCCAUGCACUUCCAUCUCCGGAUCUUCUUCAUGUCUCUGUAUAUGUGGAGUGAGAUGUUUCCAUU